Messenger RNA from Cynoglossus semilaevis (tongue sole), 3017 nucleotides. RefSeq names its product trafficking protein, kinesin binding 1b (gene trak1b). Gene Ontology annotation, cellular component: cytoplasmic vesicle; dendrite; mitochondrion. NCBI's taxonomy places the organism in Eukaryota, Metazoa, Chordata, Actinopteri, Pleuronectiformes, Cynoglossidae. The transcript is spliced from 18 exons. The coding region runs from base 393 to 2954 and encodes 853 amino acids. The record is from RefSeq and is a predicted model, not a curated record. Gene Ontology annotation, molecular function: GABA receptor binding; myosin binding. Gene Ontology annotation, biological process: vesicle transport along microtubule; anterograde axonal transport of mitochondrion; endosome to lysosome transport.
CCAAGCUGGCCUCCCCAGCACCCUCGCUGCCCCCGGCCCCUGACCUGGACCCAGACCCCGAUCCUGAGCCGCAGCACCCUAAUGAAGAACAGUAUGUAAGCGAAGGCGACUACAGCCAGCCUGAAACAAGUCAGGGGGCGCCGGACUGCAGGGACGCAGAGACAAUCACAGAUGUGUGCAACAGCACUGAUUUGCCAGAGUUCGAGAUCAUCAGUCUUUUGGAGGAGCAGCUUCCUGUUUACCGUUUGCGGGCCGACACCGUCUACGGCUACGACCACGAUGAUUGGCUGCACACUCCCCUCGUCGCACCAGGCGCCAGGCUUGACCUGACCACCGAGCAGAUCGAAGAAACACUCAAAUACUUCUUGCUAUGUGCAGACAGAGUGGGCCAGAUGACGAAGACGUACAGUGACAUCGAUGCUGUCACACGUCUGUUGGAGGAGAAAGAAAGAGAUCUGGAAUUGGCUGCAAGGAUUGGACAAUCUCUGCUCAAAAAGAACCAAACCUUGACUGAGCAGAAUGACUACUUGGAGUUACAAGUGGGACAAAUCACAGAGGAGGUGGCCCAGCUGCAUCAUGAGUUGAAUUUGAAGGAUGAGCUGCUGCAGUUUUACACCAACGCAGCGGAGGAGAGCGAGGAGUUUGGCAGCUCCCCCAGGCAUAAACACAGCGUGGACGCCGCAUCGGGAAGCUUCAUCAGCGAAACAGUCCAGAGGAAACUGAAAGACCUGGAGGAAGAGAACCUGACGCUGCGCUCUGAGGCUCACCAUUUAAAAUCCGAGACCGAAUUGUACGAAGAGAAGGAGCAGCAGCUGGUCAACGACUGUGUGAAGGAGCUGAGGCUGUCCAGUCUCCAGAUUUCCACCAUAGCGGAAGAACUGGCUCGGAAGACUGAAGAUGCUUCCAGACAGCAGGAGGAGAUCACACACCUGCUCUCUCAGAUUGUGGAUCUGCAAAAAAAGGCCAAAUCAUAUGCAGUGGAGAAUGAAGAACUCUCUCAGCACCUGCUGGCGGCAAAAGAUGCCCAGAGGCAGCUCACCGCAGAGCUGCAGGAGCUGGAAGAAAAGUACUCGGAAUGCAUCGAGAUGCUGCACGAAGCUCAGGAGGAACUGAAAAACCUGAGGAACAAGAACUUCAACGCGGGGACACCUCGUCGCUACCACCCGCUGGGACUGUACCCAAUGGAUUCUCUGGCUGCUGAGAUUGAAGGGACCAUGAGGAAAGAGAUGAGUCUGGAAGACCCAGACUGCGAAGAACACAAACUCCAUCGUAAGCGCGUUUUUGAGACGGUGAAGAAUGUCAACCAGACGGUCCGCCAGCGUUCCCUGACUCCCACUGGUGCCAACAUUCCGGGCUCCAACCAGUCUCUCUCAGCUCGCACUUCGCCUCAGUCCAGUGGCCUGUCAACACCCCGCUCCAGCAUGUACGGCGGAGACCUCGGCGUUGACCUCGGCAUCACUCUGGACAACCGCACGCAGAGCAUCCUGAUGGAGACGUCGUCUGAUCGUGACAGCAGCACAGGAGGUGGACAAAAGAAAGGAACCGGUGCAGAGGACCUGAGGCUGGCCCUACGUCGCCUGUCGCUGCGUCGACAGAACAACCUGAGCGAGAGACGCUUCUUCGAGGAGGAGAGGGAGCGGAGACGGGGAGGGCACGGAGGAGGAAUGCAGGACGUUUUGAACCACGAGGGUGUGCUGACACCCUCGGAGAGCAUCAUGUCCCUGGGAAACCUCUACGUGUGGGCCUCACGGGGGCCCUACCUCCCCGACAAACUGCAGAUCGUCAAACCACUCGAAGGUUCUGCCACGCUACAUCACUGGCAACAGUUAGCCCAACCUCACCUCGGCGUCAUCCUGGAUCCUACACCCGGCGUUGUGUCGAAGGGCUAUAGACCGCUUGAACUAGAGCUGGAGCAGGUUUAUCCAUGGGGUAGCUUUGAAGAGGACGAACCGGGCGAGCAGUACUUCCAAAAUCUCCCCACGUCCACCUCUACGUCCUCUCCGGCUGUAGCAACCUCCGCCUCGAGCACGGCGGAAAACAUCACCAGGCAGCCUCCGCACAGCCUGGCUGCGCUUUCUCCUUCGUCUCCAUCGCCAUCACCGCACCUCAGCAACACUGACGCUCUGGCUGCGUUCUACCCGGGUAAAUGCAUGGCCCACACCAGCUCCACCUACACCUUUACUACCUGUAGGAUUCUCCACCCAACGGAUGAACAGACCCGGGUCACACCAAGUCUAAACCCAGUCCUGGCGUCAUCCUCCUGUGUGAUGACCAGCAGUCUGCUGGGAACUCCGGCCGUGACACCCUGCACUCCUCGGAGGCUCAGUCUCAUGCCCUCUGAAUCGUCAACUAACCUCAGAGAUGCAACACGGACCACCAGCACCUCCCUGGGUUUGGUGCGCCUCCUCCAGGAGAGAGGGAUCUCAGCGGCGGUGUAUCACCACAGCCAGGGCCUUGAGCAUGCUCAGGGCAUUGGAGGAGUCCUGUUGAGCACUUCCGUUACCCCGAACCUCGCGCCCAACCCCGACCUCCUGCACCCCACCACCCCUCCCAACUCCCCCACCGGAUCCGCGGCCUCGGCUGUCCAAACGUCUGCGGGGUUCGACUUCAAGAGUCCGUCCUACGACAACUUCCUGGCGUCGAAACCCGCCCGCUCUAUUCUGAAGGAGGUGACCGGGAGGAUGAGCAGAAGGCAGCGAGGGAGGGACUGCGAAAGCCAAACAGAUGUGAGUGUCAGCGUGCACAACCUCAACCUCCUGGAUAAGGUGAAGCGACUGGGAGUAGCCGGAGCGUCCGGUGGCAGAGCGGUGAGUCCCGGUCCCAUGUUGGGGCCUCUGGGCGGGCUGCGUAGAUCGGGCUCUCCUUUCGGAACCGAUGGGAUAAGACGGAACCGGAGUUAUCAGACCAUGGUCGGUGCCAGUAUGGCCAUGAAAGCACCGGGUCCGCAGGAGUAACAUCAACUCGACUGUUGAGCAGUCACGUGAGGUCUAAACACUGUAUAAAUGUAAAAAAAAAAA